This is a messenger RNA of Aspergillus nomiae NRRL 13137, 600 nucleotides long. RefSeq lists its product as uncharacterized. Bases 1 to 600 code for a protein of 199 amino acids. The transcript has 3 exons. NCBI's taxonomy places the organism in Eukaryota, Fungi, Ascomycota, Eurotiomycetes, Eurotiales, Aspergillaceae. The record is from RefSeq and is a predicted model, not a curated record.
AUGAAGCUUUCUUCGACCUCUACCCUCGUCGCUGCACUUGUUGCCGGUGUCAACGGCGCCAGCAUUCCUCGAACCCAAGGCUCUGUCCCCAUCACCUUUAUCGGUGCGGCCGAUGCCCAGUUUACUCAGGACUUCCCAACAGAUGGAAGCAGCGUCGCCAUCACCAACCCUCUGAGCAUCUCCCACAUUGCCUCCAGCACCGACGGUGUCUCAUGCGUUUUCAAUGGUAUUGACAACAGCGUCACUGUUGUUUCUGAUGCAGAGACUGUAGACGUUGGGCCUCCCCAGACCCAGACCUCGGGUGCAUGCGCUGUUGGCUCAGUUCCCCCCGGUCAGUCCGAGCCUCGGUCAUCUGGCCAGGAUGUGGUUAUCACAUUUGUUGGCGCAGCAGAUGCUCAGUUCACCCAGGUCUUCCCGACCAACGGAGUUGCGACUCAGAUCUCGAACCGGCUCAGCAUCUCUCACAUUGAGUCUCACGCACCCGGUGUUUCAUGCACCUUCAACGGCAUUGACCACAGCGUUACCACUGUCAGCGGUGUCCAGACUGUUGAUGUCGGUCCUCCCCAGACCCAGAUCUCUGGUACCUGCCACCGCCUUUAA